AUGAUUGUUCUGCUGAUUGCCCUGCCGAACGAUCCAAACACUGCGCUGCGGUGGAAUUCGAGUGCCGUCACGGGUCACGUGCAACGAACCUCCGUCUCCGUUGAACCGCAGAGCCCUCCGUCUUCAGAUCCGAUUCGAGAUUGGCGUUUUACCAACAACAGUCAUUUUCAGCACACAUCAUGGCGGGCCACUCCUCCCACCCUAUCCACAUCCACCCGGUCCGACCGCUCUACCGCUUCACUGCGACUGCAUUGGGCGCUAGCAUGUGGUUCUUCCUCAUGUACCGAGCCAAGAAGGAUGGUGCCGCUCUGUUGGGCUGGAAGCACCCUUGGGACCACUGAUCCGAUUACAAUCGUCGAUUUCGUUUUCUUGCGCAACCGCUUCGCCUCUCAUGGCAGCGGUGAUGGUUGGGCUGCAUUGCGUACUAUGUACUUGGAGUGGGAAGAGAGGAACAGAGAGCCGGGUGUUACCGAGGCGCAUGUCGAAAGCCACAAGUGUCAGGUUCACGAUAGCCAUUUACCAGCCGAAUUGUAUCAUACCCUUUCUUUUUCAAUUUUCUAA
Messenger RNA from Penicillium crustosum, 561 nucleotides. RefSeq lists its product as uncharacterized. The transcript has 3 exons. Lineage: Eukaryota; Fungi; Ascomycota; Eurotiomycetes; Eurotiales; Aspergillaceae. The record is from RefSeq and is a predicted model, not a curated record. The coding region runs from base 1 to 561 and encodes 186 amino acids.